AUGGAAGAAGACCAAAUUCCUUCUUCAGAACCACUCGACCUUAACACCAUUCAGAGACAAGUGAGAGAGCUGGAAGAGAUUAUCGAAAGUUGUCGCCAAGACGAUGCCUCAGAAUUAUCCCCUUCAGAUUCUGAUGAUUUAAUCAGAAACUGCGGUCUCCUCCUCCAGAGCAGAGUUGAACAGAUAGUAUCAGAAUGCUCUGAUGUUGGUCUCUUAGAGGAUCAAGAAUUUGAAGCAUACUUAGGACGUUUUGAGCAGGAGCUCAACUCUGUGGAGGCUGAGAGCACCAAGGUCUCAAAUGAAAUUGAGGGUCUCAUUCGAACCCAUGGGGAAGAUUUUAAUCGACUUGGCACUGAUCUUGCACGGUUGAAAUGUUCAUUAGAUUUUGUUGAAGAAAAGGAUCUGGAGAAAGCAAAACUGGGUGCAGAUGUUGAUUACCAUAAAUGUGGGAAAGAUCUGUUGGAUCCGAUGAAUGUGAAUGCAGACAAGUUUGAGCUACUGGAACUUGAAAAUCAGAUUGAGAAGAACAACAUAAUUUUGAAGUCUUUACAGGAUUUAGAAUGUACACUUAAAUGGCUUGACAACACAGAACAGAUUGAGGAUGCAGUUACAGGUCUUAAGGUCAUUGCUUUUGAGGGAAACUGCGUUAGGUUGUCACUUAGGACAUACAUUCCAAAGUUGGAAGACCCAUUCUCCCCAAAAAAAGUUGGAGAUGCCACUGAGCCAUCUGAAGUAUAUCAUGAGCUGCUAAUUGAACUUCUGGAGGGGACUAUGGGUUUAAGGAAUGUUGAGAUUUUUCCAAAUGAUGUAUACAUAAACGAUAUUCUUGAUGCUGCAAAGUCUUUGAGGAAAUCUUCAUUGCAGUGGUUUGUAACAAAAGUGCAAGACAGAAUAGUUCUAUGCACCAUGAGGCGACUAGUGGUAAAAAAUGCAAACAAAUCAAGACACUCAUUGGAGUACUUGGAUAAAGAUGAGACAGUAGUGGCUCAUGUGGUUGGAGGAGUUGAUGCAUUCAUCAAGGUCCCUCAAGGUUGGCCAUUGUUAAGUUCUCCAUUGAAACUGAUAUACCUCAAGAGCUCUGAUCAACAUUCAAAGGGAAUUUCUUUAAGUUUUCUGUGCAAGGUUCAGGAAUUGGCAAAUUCGUUGGCUCUACGAAUUCGGCAGACUCUAUCGAGUUUUGUGGAUGCUAUUGAAGAAAUACUUGUAGAGCAGAUGCGCUCAGAAAUCCAUGGUGAUGCUUCUGAACAAUGA
Molecule: messenger RNA, 1251 nt
Organism: Prunus armeniaca (apricot)
Lineage: Eukaryota; Viridiplantae; Streptophyta; Magnoliopsida; Rosales; Rosaceae
Source: the annotation of a GenBank genome assembly